Messenger RNA from Monomorium pharaonis (pharaoh ant), 1379 nucleotides. Its product is annotated as cysteine dioxygenase type 1. NCBI's taxonomy places the organism in Eukaryota, Metazoa, Arthropoda, Insecta, Hymenoptera, Formicidae. Bases 406 to 1101 code for a protein of 231 amino acids. The record is from RefSeq and is a predicted model, not a curated record. Gene Ontology annotation, biological process: L-cysteine catabolic process. The transcript is spliced from 5 exons. Gene Ontology annotation, molecular function: cysteine dioxygenase activity; ferrous iron binding.
UUGGUGCCGCUCGGACGAUUGGUUGGAGUAGGGGGCACCUUACACUGCAUAUAAGAUGCUGUGUCCGCGUUGUACUAGACCGGUACCAGCUGUAGGCGAGCAAAGACAGCGAGGUAGUACGGAUUAGUACGCUCGCGCAGUUAGUGCUCGGCGUAUAGAGGCUAAACAACUAUCGGUAUAAAUUUCUUGUUUUCCCUUCGUUUCCGAAGCCGCGUCGCAUUCUACGAGUCCCAAGCAGGACAAGUGUACGAGGCUCCCGUUUCGACGUUCACGACUUUCCGGUGCUUAAGUAUCAUCUCCCCGCGGUGCAACGUCCCUCACCGUCCGCAUUUGCGGAAAAGCAAAGAGAAACUUUUGUCGAUUGAAUAGAGUCGCCAAAGUGUCGAGAUACCACGUCGACUGAAAAUGGAGAUUUGCAAUCGGGAGAAUCGACUGUACGAUGUGCCGCGCGGAAAAGCGUCGUGCCUAGUUGAGAACGGGGAGAAACUCCGGCGGGAGAAAGUUUCCACCCUGCGGGAACUUAUAGAUGCGCUGCACGAGGCCUUCAAGACGGAUCAUGUGAAUAUCGAUCACGUUCAGGACCUGAUGAUGAGUUACAAGAGCAAUCCUGCGGAAUGGAAGAAAUUUGCCAAGUUCGAUAGAUACAGAUAUACGAGGAACCUGGUUGAUGAAGGAAACGGGAGGUUCAACCUCAUGGUGUUGUGCUGGGGGGAAGGUCACGGGUCAGCCAUACACGAUCAUGCCAACGCGCACUGCGUGAUGAAAAUUCUGCAGGGGAAACUGUGCGAGACGCGGUACGCGUGGCCUGCGGAAUCCGAGACGGAAGAGAACGUGGAGGAGCUCAAGGAACUCGAGAGGAACACGCUUGAUAUGAAUGAGAUUUGUUAUAUCAAUGAUUCGCUGGGUUUGCACCGCGUUGAAAAUCCAAGCGCGAUGAAUCCCGCGAUCUCCCUGCAUCUGUACUCGCCGCCGUUCUCGUCGUGCUCGGUCUUCAACAAGCAGACUGGACAGAAGUCUACGUGUAAGGUCACAUUUUGGUCCAAGUACGGGGAAAGAAGGAAUCGGGAAAUUCAAGAUACCAGAUCUCCCGAGGAUAACUAAUCUGAGGAAGAAAUACCAUCAGCAAUUUAGAAUCGACAAUAUUCUAAUCGAGUGCGGAAAGCAAUUUGCAUCGUCUCAGAUUGGACCUGGUUGCUCAAUUCGCAUAAAUUAAUUAAGAUAGAUAGUCUUUAACAAUUGUACUAUUACUAUUGUCCAAUUUGCCGUGUGUAAUCGUUUUUUAAGUACUUAAAUCUACUUGUAAGGAUUUGUAGAUAUUCUCAAGUAAAAAUAACUGUACAUGUAUAUUUCUUUUUUAAAAAUAAGUUAACUUACACUGA